GGGCGACAGAGAAGACCUAACUAGGGACCGUUCAGCUGCCCAAAGCACCCGCUGCGGUGGACCUGGCCGGCGCCCUGGACCUCUCGCUUUUCUCAUCCGCUCCCCGCGCCUGCACAGCCAGGUAAUGAAGCCGCUCGGAGAGUGACCCUGGUUCUGUUAGGCGGACACACAAACCCGGAAAAGCGCGCGGCACACCUCAGAGUUAGAUCCCGCUGGACCCUGGACCCCGGGCUGGCGCGGCCGGCAUGUCGGAUGCGCGGAAGGGGCCGGACGAGGCGGACGAUAGCCAGUGUGACUCCGGCAUAGAGUCGCUGCGCUCUCUGCGCUCCCUGCCUGAACCUACUGCGGCCCCAAGCUCCGGAUCAUCGCAAAGCGGCUGCCCACAGCCUUGGAGCCAUGCUCCGGGGACCCACAAGGAACCAGAGAAAGAAGAUGUGGAUGGAGAGCGAGCGGACUCCACCUAUGCCUCCUCCUCUCUCACUGAGUCUUUCCCCUUACUGGAGAAACCCGAAGCCAAGGAUCCAAGCCCUCCCGCCCCAGGAUCGCUGCUGCCCCCCGCGGGGGUGCUGAGCCCUCAACAACUCGAGGCACUCACAUACAUCUCUGAGGAUGGAGACACGCUGCUCCACCUGGCAGUGAUUCACGAAGCCCCGUCAGUGCUAUUCUGUUGCUUGGCUUUCCUGCCCCAGGAAGUCCUGGACAUUCAGAACAACCUUUACCAGACAGCACUGCAUCUGGCCGUUCACCUGGAUCAGCCAGAUGUUGUCCGGGCGCUGGUGCUGAAGGGGGCCAGCCGAAUUCUGCAGGACCAGCACGGUGACACGGCCCUGCAUGUGGCCUGUCGGCGCCAGAAUCUGGCCUGCGCGUGCUGUCUGCUGGAGGAGCAGCCAGAGCCAGGCAGACAGCCUUCUCAUCCCCUGGACCUCCAACUGAAGAACUGGCAAGGUCUGGCCUGUCUCCACAUCGCCACAUUGCAGAGGAACCAACCGCUCAUAGAACUGUUGCUUCAGAAUGGAGCCGACAUUGAUGUACAGGAGGGCACGAGUGGAAAGACUGCCCUGCACCUGGCUGUGGAAACCCAGGAGCGCAGCCUGGUGCAGUUUCUGCUCCAGGCCGGUGCCCGGGUAGAUGCCCGCAUGCUUAACGGGUGCACACCUUUGCACCUGGCAGCUGGCCGGGGCCUCAAUAGCAUCUCAUCCACUCUGUGUGAGGCCGGUGCUGACUCUCUGCUGCUGAAUGUAGAAGAUGAGACACCCCAGGACCUGGCUGAGGACCUCCUUUCUUAUUUGCCCUUUGAUGACCUGAAAAUCUCCGGCAAACCACUGCUAUGUACUGACUGAAGCUCGGAUGGGUCCCCACCGCUUCCCACCUGGAAGCUGGAUCCGCAGCUGCUGCAGUUGGGACCCAAGCAAUAUCGCCCGUCUGUUGAUGCUGGUCCUGGGGCUAGCAUAGUCCUAAAAUGAGAUGAAGGAUUGCAGAUGAGGAAGAGCCGAUCUGGAAGGAAGGACUUCCCAGGUGGCCUGGAUGGAGAUUCUUGAAAGACCCUCGAAGCCACUGGUAUCCUGAAGGAAGCCUCCUCGCUUCUGUUGAAGAUGGCAUGGGCUGAAAUUGCCAGCUACCAGGAAAAUGGGAAUGAGCAAACUGACCUAAAAUACCUUUGUGAGUGUGUUUGGCACUGGGGUGUGAACCUAGAGCCUCCCCAGCGGUAGGCAAGCUUACUAUCAUGGAGCUGUGUCCCCAGCCCUCUUUUCAUUUUUUAUGUUAUUAUGGGAUCUCAAUGAGUUGCCAGAGAUGGCCUGGAACUCACUCUGUAGCCCAGGCAGUCAUCUUUGAACUGGGAUCUUCCUGUCUCAGCCUCCUGAGUAGCUGGGAUUAUAGGUCUGGUGGCAGCGGGCUACCACAAAGUUAUCUAAAGACUUCAAACAUAAGGCUCCCAACUGAACCUUUGCAGUUAUUCUAAUAUGACACUAAAAUGGAAGAGAGGGGCUUUAAAAACAACAACAACAACAACGUUUCCCUUCUACAGUUGUAUGCAUAGGCAGGCCUGACUCCCGGGUAAAGGCAGAGAGAAGGAAACAAGCCCUGAGCAAGCACAGGGCCUUGCUGGGUAUGGUAGGAGACCUAAGCGGUUCCUGCCAACACAGGCACAUCUUCAUGUGGAAAUGCCCCGGGCUGGAGAGUGAGGAGGAAGAAUAUGGAGACACAGGCGUGUCCCUGGAAAAGCUUGAGGACAUUGAUCACAAGAGAGUUGCAACUUUCCUUUCCCCCCCACCCCCACCCCCCCUUGACUCCACACACUGAGGGCCCUGCUAGGUCACGCACGAAGAAGGAGAAGAAAUAAAUCAACAUAGUUUCCGAUGCUUAGCGCUUAUAUGCACUAAGCAAAUGCAUCCUGUGAGUGAGACAGAUAUUAAAAGCAUAAACAACUAAA
Molecule: messenger RNA, 2431 nt
Organism: Mus caroli (Ryukyu mouse)
Lineage: Eukaryota; Metazoa; Chordata; Mammalia; Rodentia; Muridae
Gene: Nfkbie
Product: NFKB inhibitor epsilon
Biological process (GO): cellular response to tumor necrosis factor
Cellular component (GO): cytosol
Molecular function (GO): NF-kappaB binding
Source: RefSeq, a predicted model, not a curated record